This is a messenger RNA of Lactuca sativa (garden lettuce), 2014 nucleotides long. RefSeq lists its product as uncharacterized. Gene Ontology annotation, molecular function: nucleic acid binding. The record is from RefSeq and is a predicted model, not a curated record. NCBI's taxonomy places the organism in Eukaryota, Viridiplantae, Streptophyta, Magnoliopsida, Asterales, Asteraceae.
AAAUAAUAGUCCACAGACAAAAAACACAUAUAUUAAGGAAAAAGUAAUUAUGAGCAACUUUAUUGAAUAAAAUGACAAAUUUACCCUUUCAUCUAAAACUUGGAGCCAAUUUUUUCCCACCAAUUUCCUUUCACUUUUUAGUUAAAACAUUCAGCAAAAUUUAUUCCCUCCAUUUUUUUCAUCAUAAAUUGUUAAACAAAAUUAUUCCCACUAAUUUUGGAGCCAAGUAUUUUUAUUGAAAAUAAACAUGGAGCCAAUUUAUGGAUUAGUUUGAUUUCAAGAUACGUAUCUUUUUAAACAGAGAAUCCAUCCAACCUUAUCUAUUUCUUUCUAUGUCUCUCUUUCUCUCUCAACAAAUACUCCACCACCGUAUCUUUCUCUAUGUCUCUAAAAGUGAACAAUCAAUUUUUUUUUUUGGUUUAGAUAUGCCUUUAUUAUUGCUCAUGUCAAUCGUUCCAUCCUCAGGCCACCCCUCCACAGUUCGUCGUUAGCCGUCUUCUCCCUUGUGAAGCCGCCGGAGCCGCCGACCGGAUAUCACCGCAACCCACAACAACAUCGGAGAGCCUCGACCAGACAGCUAAGUAUGGAUCAUAUGGAUAUUACACACACUAAAAAGAAUACUACUGUUGAACAACGUCACGCUAUAUAUGAAGCCUUAUUGCAAGCAAGUUUUUCUGGAGAGUUACAAAGGGGUGCCAUAAGUGAUGUAGCUUCACAAUUCUCGGUAUCAAAUCGGACUGUUAGUCGCAUUUGGCAUCAGGCUAAAUUUCAAAUUAAUCAUGGACUACCGGUUGUUUUAUCUUCUAAUAUGGCGAAGGUUGUUGGACGAAAAAGGGUACAAGUUGAUUUUAAUCAAGUUUUAGAUAUUCCAUUACGUCGUCGAUCUAAUAUACGGUCUCUUGCAAAUUUGUUAAAUGUUUCUAAAUCUACUAUGCAUAGAAGAAUCAAGGAAGGUGCACUUCGACCACACACAAAUGCCAUCAAACCAACUCUUACUCAUGAGAAUAAGAGGGCAAGAUUAGAAUUUUGUUUAUCUAAAAUUAGCCGGUCAUUAUCAAGUAAUAUUCCCACAUUUCAUGAUAUGUUUAAUGUUAUCCACAUUGAUGAAAAAUGGUUUUACAUGUCAAAACCAUCAAGACGUUACUACCUUGUUCCCGGCGAGGAUGAACCAUUAAGAACGUGUCAAAGCAAAAAAUUUAUCACAAAGGUUAUGUUUCUAGCGGCUGUGGCAAGGCCAAGAUUUGAUGCAUCCGGUAAUGAAGUUUUUUCGGGAAAAAUUGGUAUCUACCCGUUUACAAGAUUAGAACCCGCUAAACGUUCAAGUAAAAACCGUGUAGCGGGAACGUUGGAGACAAAGCCUAUUUUAUCCGUGACUAAAGAAGUAACAAGGUCAUGGUUGAUAGAAAAAGUUUUGCCGGAUAUUAGAGCUAAAUGGCCUCGAAGUCAUGUCGGUCCCAUAUUUAUCCAACAAGACAAUGCCAAGCCCCAUAUUGAUGUCAAUGAUAACGAGUUUCUUGAAGCGGCAUCUCAAGAUGGGUUUGAUAUCCGACUUAAUUUUCAGCCCUCUAAUAGUCCGGAUUUAAAUGUUUUAGACCUUGGAUUCUUUCGAGCAAUCCAAUCACUUCAAGAACAAGAGGCUUUAGGUACAAUUGAUGAAUUGGUUCAUGCGGUUCAAACGGCUUUUGAAAAAAUGCAAUCUCAACAACUUAACAAUGUAUUUUUAACUCUACAAACGUGUAUGAGGGAAAUCAUAAAGGUUCAAGGUGGCAACAACUAUCAAAUACCACAUAUUGGUAAAAAUAGGUUGGAACGAGAAGGAAACUUACCACUUCGAAUUGGAUGUGAUGAAAAUUUGAUAAAUGAGGCUUUAUUGCAUUUGGCUUCCUAGUUAUUUUUGAAACAUGUAUUGUGAUCAAAAUAGUGAGAAAAAAAUAUUUUUUUAUUGGUAUUUUUGAUAGUGUAAUGUAUUUUGUGUUAAUUCUUUUUUAUUUUAUGUCAUGAAAUUAGUUUGAUA